Molecule: messenger RNA, 486 nt
Organism: Cylicostephanus goldi
Lineage: Eukaryota; Metazoa; Nematoda; Chromadorea; Rhabditida; Strongylidae
Source: the annotation of a GenBank genome assembly
AUGUCCACCACACCCCAAAAAGCUACUGCUGCCAAAGGUGAUGCAACGCCUACGGCUGCAGCCCCAGAAAAGAUGGAAGUGGAGGAGGCACUCGAUGAGGAAAUCCUCCGUAUGGCUCCUGAAGAUCUCAAAAGCAGAACGCACUUGUUGGAUAAUGAAAUUCGCAUAAUGAGAAGUGAAGUGCAGCGAAUCAACCAUUCCGUUUCUACAUUGAAAGAACGCAUAAAAGAGAAUAAUGAGCGGAUCAAGGUGAAUAAGACCCUACCAUAUUUGGUGUCAAACGUUGUCGAACUUCUAGAUCUGGAAGACAAUCAAGAAGAAGAGGGAGCCAACGUUGAUCUGGACGCUCAUAAAACCAAAUGUGCUGUUAUCAAAACCUCGACGAGAGCAACUUAUUUCUUACCAGUUGUGGGCCUGGUUGAACCAUCAGAAUUAAAGCCGGGAGAUCUAGUUGGCGUGAACAAGGUUACUAGUAAUUUACUCUAA